Messenger RNA from Eucalyptus grandis, 1833 nucleotides. Its product is annotated as UDP-glycosyltransferase 87A1. The transcript is spliced from 2 exons. NCBI's taxonomy places the organism in Eukaryota, Viridiplantae, Streptophyta, Magnoliopsida, Myrtales, Myrtaceae. The record is from RefSeq and is a predicted model, not a curated record. Gene Ontology annotation, molecular function: UDP-glycosyltransferase activity. The coding region runs from base 149 to 1540 and encodes 463 amino acids.
UGUCAAAUAAUUUACCGUAUCAAAGUUGGUAAUGGCACGCCGUAUCCCUAAUGCCCUCUGCUCAAAGUAGAGAUUGCUUUAGUGAGGAAACCCUUCUUCUUCCACAGCUCCUUCACCACGCCACAGCUCUUCCUUCCUUUCUCCGGACAUGGAUGCGGAUGAGCUUCGACGUCAACCAUGCCACAUGGUGGCGAUGCCUUUCCCUGGGAGAGGCCACGUCAAUCCCAUGAUGAACCUCUGUAAGAUCCUAGUUUCCUCCAGAAGCAGACAACAGCACCCUCCUCUUAUCAUCACCUUCGUUGUCACGGAAGAGUGGCUAGGCUACAUCGGCUCCCACCCUAAGCCCAGCAACAUCCGCUUCGCCACCAUCCCCAACGUUGUGCCCUCCGAGCGGCUCAAAGCAGCUGAUUUCCCUGGCUUCUAUGAAGCCGUCAUGACGAAGAUGGAAGCUCCGUUUGAGCAGCUCCUGGACCAGCUCCACCCUCCUGUGACUGCGUUCUUGGCCGAUGUCGAGCUGCUCUGGGGAGUGGGUGUGGGUAAUCGCAGGAACAUACCUGUAGCCUCGCUCUGGACCAUGUCUGCUUCUGUGUUUUCCAUGUUCCAUCAUUUUGACUCGAUCCUGCAAAACAGUCAUUUUCCAGUGAAUCUGUCUGAGCAUGGAGCGCAGCGUGUCGAUUACAUUCCAGGGAUUUCUCCCACGAGUGUGGCGGAUCUCCCCACUAGAGCUGAUCCACGAGUCAUAAAGCGAGUUGUGGAAUGUGUUUCGCAAGUGUCGAAAGCACAAUAUCUGUUAUUUACUUCUCUGUAUGAGCUUGAACCUCGAGUCAUGGAUGCUUUAGAAGCAGAGUUUUCUUUCCCCGUGUUGCCUGUUGGUCCAACAAUACCUUUCUUAGACAUUAGCAGCAAUAAUUCUACAAAUUCUGAUAAUGUUCCUGAUUAUCUAAGUUGGCUGGACUCCCAACCUGAGAGAUCAGUCUUGUACAUCUCAUUGGGAAGUUUCCUGUCAGUUUCAAUGGACCAAAUGGAUGAAAUAGUGGCUGCAAUGAACGAGAGCGGUGUUGGCUACUUAUUGGUAGCCCGUGAAGAGACUCCAAGGUUAAACACGAAAUGUGGGGAGAGAGGAUUUGUUGUGCCUUGGUGUGAACAGUUGAGGGUGUUGUGCCAUCCUUCUGUGGGAGGGUUCUGGACACAUUGUGGGUGGAAUUCAACACUUGAGGCCGUGUUUGCUGGCAUUCCAAUGCUCACGUUUCCAAUAUUUCUAGAUCAACCCUCCAAUAGCAAGCAAAUAGUUGAAGAUUGGAAGACAGGGUUGAGGGUGAAGAACCAAGCGGAUGCUGACAAAGAACUAUUGCCAAGGGGAAAGAUUCAAGAGCUUGUGCAGCGAUUUAUGGAUCUUCAAAGCAGCGAGGGAAAAGAAAUCAGGAAAAGAGCAACAGAAUUUAAAGAAAUUUGUCUGAGAGCAAUUACAGGAGGAUCAUCUGAUAGAAACCUCAAUGCUUUCAUCCAACAUAUAUCACAGGGCCACAGGCUGGAAACAUAAAAAAAAAAAGAAAAAAAAAAAGGCUUCUCGCUAUCUUAUCAGGUGAAUGGAAGCUAUUCUGUUUGUUAGAGCGAGGAGCAGCUCUAUCCUGGCAAGUACUUUUCCAUGUAUAUGAAGACAAAUGGAAUGAGUGUCCAUCCCUAACUCAUUGGAAUUGACAGACAAUAGCUUUUUAUAUGCAUUGUACGUUAAUCGAGCUAGACAUUGCAUUCUAGAUUACUUUCUGUAAUAAGGUGGUGGAUUUUGCUUUCACCGUGAUGUUGUACAAUAAAACACCUACCAAGGUUCCUUCA